AAACACCUUAUUGGAUGGCAUGCAUAUCUAAUUCCAUACCUUCUAUAUUUCUUGUAUAUAUAUUUUCUUUUCUUAGGAAUCAAACAGGGUUAUUGCAGGAUUUGUCAAGAAUACUAAUGGACCUUGCAAAGGGAAAGUGGAAGCAAAACAUGAUUUUCAAGGCGUGGGAGCGUUGCCGAUUAACUUCAAGGCCACACUUGAAACUAAAAUCACUGUCAGAGAAUGAUGAUCAUCAUCAUCAUGAGAAGAAGAAGAAAAAGAAUAGUCAAAUAGCCCCUCAUGGUUGUUUUUCAGUGCAUGUUGGACCAGAGAGAAAAAGGUUCGUUGUGAAGACCAAAUACGUUAACCACCCACUCUUUCAGAUGCUGCUAGAAGAAGCAGAACAUGAAUAUGGGUUCGAGAGUGAUGGCCCCAUUUGGCUUCCUUGCAACGUUGAUUUGUUCUACAAAGUGUUGGCUGAGAUGGAUGGAGAAGAGAAUCAUAAUAAUAAUAAUAACAUCAUUUUCCAUGGUUCUCGAAGAAGCUUCACUACCAUGGCUAAGGUUUUUCCUUUUUUCGUUCUUCGCAGCCCUUCACGUCUUCUUUGUCACAUGAACAAGGGUCAUGGGUCAUGCAGCGUUAUGGAUUCGGAAUUGCUCAGAAUAAACCGAUUCCAUUAGUAUAUCUUGUAAGUUCGUAAUUAAUGUGUAUAUUUUUUUAUACACUGUUGUAGAAUAUUUCUGGCUUGUAAAUCCAACGUGAAAUAUUCACAUGCAUCAUGCACCUAAAGAAUGCAAUAAAUUUGUUAGCCUUUUUUAGUUUGUUGCGAAGAUUUUUAUAUGUUGAAUUGAAAAUCAAUAAACAGUAAGGGAGAAAAAGAAGAAAAUAAAAGAGUAGUAAGAUACUCAGUUCCUAAAUCAUCAACAAGCAAGAGAGGGUGAAGACCUGCAGCAGGGACAGAAGAUUAUUUAUUUACACAUGUGUAUCUAAUAUCAUUGCAUCGCUCAUAUUUCCUAAAUAUAUAUA
Molecule: messenger RNA, 1005 nt
Organism: Glycine soja
Lineage: Eukaryota; Viridiplantae; Streptophyta; Magnoliopsida; Fabales; Fabaceae
Exons: 2
Coding region: 15-659 (214 amino acids)
Biological process (GO): response to auxin
Source: RefSeq, a predicted model, not a curated record